GAGUUUAACAUAUCUGAUCGGUUCGAUUCUAGAAGUAUUAAGCAUUUUAAAAAAUGUCAUACGAAUUUAAAGGUAAAAGAGCUUUAGUUACCGGCGGUACAAGGGGAAUUGGAAAGGAAAUAGUAAAGCAAUUAACAAAAUGCGGUGCACAAGUAUACGCUUUGGGUAAAGUUAAAAAGAAUUUGGAUGUUUUGAAAGUUGAAAUCCCUUCUGUUGAAAUUAUAUGCGUGGAUCUUUCUGAUUGGAAGAAAACUGAAGAGGUUGUAAGCAAAAUUGGGACUAUUGAUUUUCUUGUAAAUAAUGCUGGAAUUGUAGACACGAUUCCAUUUGGAGAAAUAACUGAAGAAAGUUUUGAUAAUUUAUAUUCUGUUAAUGUGAAGCCAAUUAUUAACAUAUCACAGGUUGUUGUAAAGAAGUUAAAACAGGAGAAGAAACCAGGUGCUAUUGUUAAUAUAUCAAGUGUGUCAUCAUUGAUUCAUUUGGGAAGCAUUAUCUACAGUUCAGGGAAAGCUGAGAUAGACAAAAUUACAAAGUCAAUGGCUGUCGAAUUAGGGCCUCAUAAGAUUCGAAUAAAUAGUGUUAAUCCUGGUGUUGUAUAUACAGAGAUGUCAAAGAGCUAUUUAGAUGAUCCUAAAACAUCAUCUAUGUUGAAAUCAUUCGUUCCAUUACAAGAAUUUUGCAAUACCGAAGACAUAGCAUACGUUGUGUUGUUUCUAUUAAGCGAUAAAGCAAGGAUGAUUAAUGGAAUAACUCUUCCUAUUGAUGGAGGCCAAUCUGCUAGAUAAAGAUGUACAGCUUUUAUAAACAAACAAUUAAAAUUCAAUUGUAUCGAUACUAAUAUAAAUUGUAAAUUUUUCGUUUGUAUCUUAAGCGUUAAUUAAACGACUUUUUGCAUUGUUUUAACACUGGUAAAUGUAAAAAGUACUUACGCUUAUCUAUUUAGAUAGUAUAAUAAAAUUAAGAAUCACUUUUUUUGAACUUCACUA
Molecule: messenger RNA, 986 nt
Organism: Centruroides sculpturatus (bark scorpion)
Lineage: Eukaryota; Metazoa; Arthropoda; Arachnida; Scorpiones; Buthidae
Product: L-xylulose reductase-like
Exons: 7
Coding region: 54-785 (243 amino acids)
Biological process (GO): xylulose metabolic process; glucose metabolic process
Molecular function (GO): carbonyl reductase (NADPH) activity; L-xylulose reductase (NADPH) activity
Source: RefSeq, a predicted model, not a curated record